AUGGCUGAUCAUGAAGAUGUAAUUCGUCCCAUCCGUAUAGGACCCAAUGUUUUAUCGACCGAGGAUAUUGAUAGCUACGUGAAGGAGCUACUGUAUAGUGCAGGGCGAAAAAGGAACGCUGGGCAAAACUCUUUUAAAGGGAAUGUGCAGCAGAAAUCCCUGACAGUUGAGUAUAUACUUGAGAAAGUUUACGGGAGAUUUUUCAAUCAAUCGGGGCAAUCUCCUUUUCCUGAUGGUUUACCCUUUGCUUUGAAGCAGAUUCCAUCAAUUGCCAGAAUUGCCGAACUACAACUGAGAGUUACAGCACUAGUUCAAUCUGCAGUUGCCACACGGCCCGUCGUCACUCUUCAUGAAUUAGAGUUGGAGGUUUGCAGUGCUGAAGGUGUUUCAAUUUUCGCGGAACUUGGUUUAGGUGAUUCACUGACCGCGUUGCCGUUUGUGCAGCACGCGUUCAAUCUGCGGAGCUCAACAGGAGUUGUGGCCCCUAUUACCAGCGACGAUUUUUUACAAUUUUUGUUGUUUCAUGCUGACGCUGAAAUAAUGUUGACAAGCGGUGGGGACGCGGGGGAUGCUGUACGUGCCUUUGCACAGUUUUACAAAAAUGGCUACUACACCCCUCUGCAGCUGGGGAUACAUAUUCAACACUUUUCUUGGCUGCUUCGCCUGCUGCGCCAAGAGACUGGAAGAACGUCGGCUUUUAUUUCGCAAAUUGUUGCAGAGAACAUAAGGGCAGCUGAUGGGCGUGCACUGCUUUACACGCGGGUCGUGGAGGCCCUGCAUGGUUCCAUGAUACUGCGUGAGAAGGAAACUUCCGUAUCGCACAAACUGUUCGUCCCAUUUUCUGUGCGGGCACCGAUGCCGGAAGCAGAGUCGAUGGGAGUUCCGUUGGCGUUGUGGAAUAAAUCGGGUGAGGGACCGGCGGGUGGUGUUUGUCUAUACGGUGUUCUGCAAACUGAUCCGAUUUCAGCGCAACCCGCCGUCCCCGUGAUAGUGACAAACGCGGGCACAGAGCCGGAACGGUCAGCGCCACACGAGAGUAGUGCACCUCCCAGUAACGCGGUACCAAGUGCUUUUCACGGGGAUUCAAGUAGAAUUACAAACAACAACGAUGUUGGAACUGGUCUUGCCUGUUCAUCUGCCUUUGCUUACGCUAGAAAGCGGCAACGUCGUGUGGUGGCGGAUGACUCUACAACGAUUGUGGAAACACCAUCUUUUCCCAAAAUGCGGGUUCCUCUUGAGCCUCCACCUUUUGAUGUCACAGCCUCUAAAGCGUCAACGGUCUCUCUUCCUACGCUGAGUCUCCAGGAUGCAAUGUCCGUUUUACGUUGCCUCGUUGUGAUGCAGUCGGCGCAUCAUUUUUCGUACGUCCCAACGGUGCAUGAUUUUACUGUUUUCAAAUCUGCCUCUAAUGAAGUUGUCCCCCUUUUUCUGAACGGGAGCACAUCUGGGAUAUCGAGUGUUAACAGCGAAGCAUCAAACAGCGGCACGUUCCACGUCAGUUUGGAGAAGCUUCUUACACUUCUGGGGCGAACUGGCGCCCCCAACAAGCUGUAUGACCUCUACCGCUCUUUUAAAAACACUCUUUAUUUUUACAACACUAAUGACCGUGAGAGUAGCCGCGGUGUCGGUAACGAUUGUGGAGAAAACGGGUCGCCAGCUUCACUGAUGCUUCAGUGUGUUGAGCUUGGAAUGAGCGACUUGCUUUUCGUACCAGUUGUGGGAACUGAUUCUCUACUCCCACUUGCAGCCGCAAGGUCCGCCCUCAGUGGCCGUGUUCUGCUGUCAGGGUACCGUUUGGGGGCGGAUUUGCUUGACUUUCAUCCCCUCCAUAUUAUACUGAGUCCCGUUUUCGAUAAUGGGGGAACCACGUAUACGUUUGCUGGAGACACAAAAAACCGUGGUAAUAGGAGGGGAAAUAAAACCGCUAUUGUUAUCGUUGACUCCCUUUGUUUAUUCGGUUGUAAAAGCUUCCCCCAUUCCGGUCACCUCCCUGAACCGUGUGAAAAGGGGGAGCACGAGGUCCAGCAGUUAGCCCGUAAAACUCUGGAAGAUUGUGGUGUGAUUACACGUGUUCCUGAAGAAUGGUUCGAAAACGACUUUCUGGCGGAGAUGUUAAAGCGCCAGGUAGAGGAUCACCACAACCAAGUAUGCACAAGUACAAUGGAGGACCUACACAUGGCGCUGAGGAUGCUAACGUUGUACUGGUGGUUGAUGGGGUUGUGUUUUUCGAAAACGGAAAGACAUUUGGAGAAAGUGACGGGACUCUUAAACUCUUUGAAUGACACUCGCUGGAUCCCAUAUAUUACUCCAGGGAAGGAAAGCAAUCGCAAUAUGUUGCGAGAAGAUGCUGUUCGUUGGUGCACGCCUCGUGAGCUGUUCCCUUCAAUUCAGUGCUUUAUUGCUAGUGCGGCCUCGGAGUUAUUGAAUUUUGCCCCGCGCACAUGUGUAGAUCUUAUCGAGCUCUGGAAACAGUAUGCAAUGAACUACUAUGGCGCAGAAACUACGGCGCGGGCAGUGCGGGAAGGUCAGUUUGCACUUGAGUUUUUGAACAGAUGGGUGCCUAUCGUGAGGAAUCUUGUAGGGACGUCACCGUCACUCUGUAAUGAAUUACGAGCCGCACUUUUUGGGAUGCCGCGGUCGUGGAAUGCAGAAGUGGCACUGAGAGUUCUCCGCUCGCUGCGCAUCGGCAUGCACGUUUCGGUCGGGGGGAUCCGUCACUUGGUGCACUGUAUUGCUUCUGACGUCGGAAGCCGCCGUGAAGUCGCCCUUCGCAGCCUUAAAAAAGAGCCGUUGCUUCCUCUUCCACCGCCGCACAGUGCAAUCGCAUCCAACGAGCCAUUCAUUAUAGGGGAAUUGGCUACAUGCGACACUGUGCAUUGGUUUUCACUGACUGAGUGCGCCAAAGCCCCUUCCUCAUCUGACUGUAAAAUGGGUGCGGGAGGUGAGCACUUUGACUUGGAGAUAUUCGACCGAUCCAUUUGCUUCCUUGGAGAUGAUCUUUGUGGUUUCUUCCGCGAACUUCUUGGCGUUUCCCCCGUUCCAACCGUUGCUUCAUGGGUAGCCACAGCACAGUCUUACAGGCAUCGCGUUUCUGCAGGCUCUAUUAUCAACACGAGUCUGACCGAGUUGUUCCUGCACGCGCUCACCAUUUGUUGCACACUGCAAUACCGCGAGAUUGUUAGUGUACUGGAGAAGCGUAUGGGGUGCGGGAGCCAGGAUAGAAAACACCGCUCUUCACCACAGGGUGUUGCGCAAAACGCCCUCCAGGAGCUUUUAGAUCGUGUGCCUGCCAACAGUAAAGGUGCUUAUAUUUUCCCCCUGAAUGGUAAGUGGCGAUCGGGGGCCGAGGGUUUGUUUUUCUGUGGUUCCUACUACUGCGGAUUUGACGAAGUUGCCCUGCAGGCCGUAGAAAAUGGAGAAACUGAGGGAGGGAACUCUGUUGCCGCGCUUCCUGCACUGAAGUUCACACACGAACUAUCGCACUAUGCUGUUGCAACCGUGCUGCAGAAAAUGGGUCUUACUGCACUGGAAGAUUGCACGGAAAAGAUUGUUACCUUUAGCAGCUUGAAUACCGAAAGCAGCGCCGAGCUUCACCGUAUGAUCGGUGAGUGUGUGCCGCGUGUACAAGGGUUUAUGCGUGCGCAGUACCCGCUUUACUAUGAACUUGUUGAUGAAGAAGUGCGACACCGCUUGGAAAACUUUGGUACCACAUUGGCGAAGGACCCCGUAUUGAAAGAAGUGCUGCGUUACCGAGGAAAAGUAUACAGCAUGGUGCGCACCGUUCGCUGCACAUAUAUCCCACAACACCAUUGUAUCUAUGGCGUCGACGAGCAGUUUACAUCUUCUGUUGGAGCUGAGGCUGUAGCAGAUAUUUUUGUGCCGCGGCCGGAUGCGGAGGUGCGUCGCGGGUUGUUGAGUGCCCUGCAAGAAUGGUUUAAUUGCGGGAGUCUUCAGUUCUACGGUGAAGAAUUCUCCUGCGAGACGUUAUCGUCACAAGUUACCACAGAAGCUCAUGAAACGCGUGCUCCAUCUGAUGAUCCGCAGUGGCAUCUUUCCGCUGCUUCCGUGUCACGUUUCAGGGACCAUUUUCCACUCGGGCAUGAGGGGUUCUCCCUCAUAGGGAAACCGUUGCUAACUGCAGGGAAGUCGUCCAAUGGCGCACGUAGCGCAAACUUGAGGGUGUCCCUCUGGGGUGAUGGUGACGGAUAUUCAGUCAGGUCGUUACCCAAAUGGUCGUGCGAGUUUUUUUGCUCUGCACAUGAGGUAAUUCGUGCUGCGGUUAAACGCAUUCGUAGGGGCGAUGAUGAAUCGAACACUGGAGAAAAUCCGGAUGUAUCGGAAGAAUUCGAUGCGGACAACGACGGAAGUGCUAUUCGCAAUGCGGAGUUGGGAGUGUCAAUUCAUAUGGGAGGGAAGCAUCAUCGAAGGCGUGCAAAGCGGAAUCCUGGCCCGAUGGUAAUAUACCGUCCAGAAGGUCCUCUGAAACGAUACGACACUCACGACUAUUCUGUGGCAGCUGAGCGUUUCGUGUACGAAAAAUUGUGUAAUGAGACGCCCACCGAUGUCGAGGUUGUCUGGGUGAAUGAGCACUCCGAACUUGGCGUCCCUUAUGAUAUUUUGCUGCUGCGGCGCAUCGUGUCUUCCCCGACGAAGAAACGCAAUAUUGGAGAGUUAACUGGCAAGGAAGAUGUUUUAGCCUUUAUUGAGGUCAAAAGUACGUGCACCAAUACCCGCCGGGACUUUGAGAUGUCACUGCGCGAGGUUCUUUUUGCAGCUCGAUUCGGCAGGGCGUACAAAGUGUAUAGGGUAUUCCGUGCCUCAACCAGUGCUAUGCGGGAAAUGCACGUGGAAGUAUUGGAAGAUAUCAUAACAAUGUGGCAUCAAGGGAAACUCACGCUGACAGGAGAAGUGAAGGUGAUGCCGACGGGAAGCGGUUGA
Molecule: messenger RNA, 4938 nt
Organism: Trypanosoma brucei brucei TREU927
Lineage: Eukaryota; Euglenozoa; Kinetoplastea; Trypanosomatida; Trypanosomatidae
Exons: 1
Coding region: 1-4938 (1645 amino acids)
Source: RefSeq, a predicted model, not a curated record